AUGACGGGAUCUGUUAAUAAAAGGUACUUAUUGAAUGGGGUGAAAAGAAUGAGAAUAAUAUUAUGUGAUACAAAUGAGAUAGUAACCAACCUUUGGCGAGAAUCUAUACCCCAAGCAUAUAAACAAAAUGACAAAUAUCUUUGCAUUCAUCAUGGGCACCUUCAAUCCCUUAUGAAUUCAAUGCGUAAAGGUGACAAGAUCCAUCAUGGCCACUCGUACGCAAUUGUCUCACCAGGAAACUCGUACGGCUACCUCGGAGGGGGUUUUGAUAAAGCCCUGUAUGAUUAUUUUGGAGGGAAGCCCUUUGAGACAUGGUUUAGAAAUCAGCUCGGAGGAAGAUAUCAUACUGUUGGAUCUGCAACAGUAAUUGACUUGCAACAAUGUCUGGAAGAAAAAACAAUCAAAUACAGGGAUGGUAUCAGGUACAUUAUUCACGUCCCAACUGUGGUUGCUCCAUCUGCUCCUAUAUUUGAUCCGAAAAAUCCUCUCAAGACAGGGUUCGAACCUGUUUUCAACGCGAUGUGGAACGCCUUGAUGCAUGCUCCAAAUGAUAUUGAUGGUCUUAUCAUUCCUGGAUUAUGUACCGGGUAUGCAGGCGUACCGCCUACCAUUAGUUGCAAAAGUAUGGCAUUUGCAUUGCGACUCUAUAUGAUGGGAGAUCUUAUAAGCAAAGAACUAAAAAAUGUACUGAUUAUGUAUUACCUGCGGUAUCCAUUUGAACCUUUUUUCCCGGAGAAUUGCAAAAUAGAAUGCCAAAAGCUGGGCAUAAAUAUUGAAAAGCUGAAAUCGUUUAAUAUAGAAGAAGAUGCAGUAGAAAUAAUCAUUCCUAAAAGGAUGUAA
This is a messenger RNA of Saccharomyces kudriavzevii IFO 1802, 840 nucleotides long. RefSeq names its product putative ADP-ribose 1''-phosphate phosphatase (gene PDL32). The coding region runs from base 1 to 840 and encodes 279 amino acids. The transcript has a single exon. The record is from RefSeq and is a predicted model, not a curated record. NCBI's taxonomy places the organism in Eukaryota, Fungi, Ascomycota, Saccharomycetes, Saccharomycetales, Saccharomycetaceae.